AGGAGCUUUGCUGUUCUUUCAAAAGGAAUCAACAACUCAAAAAAAUAUGGACGAAAGUAAAUUAAAUCGUGUUCAGCAUGAAGAACAGGAAACAAUCAGAUUAUUCAUCCAAGAAGUUAAUAAAAGUUGUCUGGAGAUCAUUAAGACCAAACCUGUUUCAACAAGAGGUUACAGCAUAACUUACUUACAGGAACUUGCCAAAACUAUUAAAAACAGAGUGACAGAGUUUGAAUCAGAAAGGAAAUUUACAUUUAAGAAAGAGUUUAUAGUUGACCUUUCACUGUAUGUGUUUGACAGGGCAGCAAGUUGGCUCUUAGACUCCCAUAAGAUAUUCAAGCAGAACAAUGACGUGAUUACCUAUUUGGAAAGCAAAAAAACAGAAUAUUACAACAUCUUUAGAGGCUUUUGCAGAGGAAGCUCAUCUGUUGUUGUGUUUGGAGAAAUGAUGAGUGAAAAACUAAAGGUCUCUGCUAUUGAAGCUGUUUGUAACAAGACUGCGGUUGAUAUUGCUGGAGAGAUGAUGUGCAAUUUCCCAGCAUUUAAUGGCAACAGACUGAACUUAGAGAAACAUGUCUUGACAGCUCUGGCAAAGAAAGAAGACUUUAACAGUUUCAUCACCUACAUCAGAAACCCAAGAAGGCAAGUAGAAGCCUUUAUAAAAGAAGAGGUGAGUAAAUACAUGUUCAUAAGACAGAAAACUAAAGCCCAGACUAUUCUCAGGAAAAAUGUAGAAAACUUCAACAAGAUCAUCAGUCAUGCUUUGUUUAAGGCAACAGAAAAACUUCAAAAGAGGAAGGGAGACAUAAAAGACUGGUUAGAGGAGUUUUCCAGUGUAUUAGAGCCAAACUUGACACUUGAUACCAUUAAUUGUCAAAACUUUAGAGACAUAAACAAUUUUGACUUUCUGAAAGAAGAGAUAGAGAAAGGCCUGAAAAUCAUCACAGAGGAAAUGAAAAGUCUGCCCCUUAAUAAAGUGAAUGAAUGCAGGCAGAAGCCUGAACAAAUCCUCAUUGAUCAGCUGUGUAACUGCUGCUGGGAAAGGUGUCCUUUCUGUGCUGCUGUUUGCACCAACACACUGAAGGAUCACAGUCCUGAGAAACACAGUGUUCCCUUUCAUCGACCUUCUGGAGUUAAAGGUUGGCAUGUUAGAGGAAAAGUCGACCUGGUUGUUGAUUUUUGCACCACAUCAGUUGCAAGUGACAGAAGCUUUUACCCUGAACAUGACUCAGAGCAGAGCGUACCUUAUAAACAGUACCCAACUGCUGGAGAAAGAUAUGCUUCAUGGAGCAUCACAGCUGAUGCUUCUAUGUUGGCCUACUGGAAAUGGUUUGUCUGCCACUUCCAAGAGGAAGUGGAAAAAUACUAUGAUUUGAAAUUCCAGGGUCGGGGAGAAAUUCCUCAAGAAUGGAAACAUCUCAGUAAAGAGGAAGCCAUUGGAAGCUUAAGUGAAAUGUGUAGUUUGUGA
Molecule: messenger RNA, 1465 nt
Organism: Cyprinodon variegatus (sheepshead minnow)
Lineage: Eukaryota; Metazoa; Chordata; Actinopteri; Cyprinodontiformes; Cyprinodontidae
Product: interferon-induced very large GTPase 1-like
Exons: 1
Coding region: 47-1465 (472 amino acids)
Source: RefSeq, a predicted model, not a curated record